UCAGACUGAAGCCUCUCUCCAACCUCCUAGCACAUAAAAAACCCUGGGAUUUUUUUCCUCUUGCUCUCUGUAGCUCCUUUGACGUCAGACCUACACACAAUAAGCUGUGAAUUCUAAUGCUUAAGUGAAUAGGAGCUUAUUGGGAGCUUGAGCAGAGCAAGAGGGGUGUUUUUGUAUAGGAGCCAUUACUGUUUCUGUAAGGCAUAAUGAAUAAUUUUCUCUGACUGUGUGGGAACUUAAAUUGCUGCAAAGGAGAGAGAGAGAGAGAGAGAGAGAGAGAGAGAGAGAGAGAGAGAGAGAGAGAGGAGGGAGAGAGAGAUAGAGAGAGAGAAAAAGAGAGGGGGAGAGAGAGAGAGAUAGAAGGCGAGAAGGAAAAAAAAGCACCAAAUGCUGCACACUCCAUAGGUGGCACUAGGGAAUGGUACAUCAAUGCUCUAGGUCUGCAAAAGGAAAAUCAUUUUGAAUCAGCCUGCCUGGAAGAGAGGAUUCUGCUGAUUAAAAAACAAACAUGUCUGCAAAGGAACGGCAAAAGAUGAGAGUCACAAAAGACAGCGUCACAUUACUCCCAUGUUUUUAUUUUGUGGAGUUACCUAUCCUGGCCUCAUCGGUGGUCAGCCUCUACUUCCUGGAGUUAACAGAUGUCUUUAAACCAGUUCAUUCAGGAUUUAGCUGCUAUGACAGGAGCCUUAGCAUGCCCUACAUCGAACCCCACCAAGAAUCAAUUCCAUUUUUGAUGUUACUUUGCUUAGCAUUUGCUGGACCAGCAGCAACAAUAAUGGUUGGUGAAGGUGUCUUAUACUGCUGUCUGUCCAAAAGAAAAAAUGGAAUGGGAGCAGAAGCAAAUAUCAAUGCUGGAGGAUGCAACUUCAACUCCUUUCUAAGAAGAGCUGUCAGGUUUAUAGGUGUCCAUGUGUUCGGACUUUGCUCUACAGCUCUCAUUACAGAUAUAAUCCAGCUCUCCACUGGAUACCAGACCCCUUAUUUCCUGACAGUCUGUAAACCCAACUACACAUCCCUAAAUGUGUCCUGCAAAGAAAAUCCAUAUGUGCUGGAAGACAUUUGCUCGGGGCAAGAUUUAGCUGUCAUUAAUGCUGGAAGAAAAUCUUUCCCUUCUCAACAUGCCACCCUGGCAGCAUUCGCAGCUGUUUACAUUUCUAUGUAUUUCAAUGCAACAUUAACAGAUUCAUCCAAGCUACUGAAACCACUGUUGGUUUUCUCCUUUAUAAUAUGUGGAAUAAUAUGUGGCCUCACUCGUAUAACUCAGUACAAGAAUCAUCCCAUCGAUGUUUACAGUGGAUUUCUGUUGGGAGGUGGAAUAGCCAUCUAUCUGGGACUUUAUGCUGUUGGAAACUUUCAGCCCAGCGAAGACAACAUCCCACAGAAGCCUCCUCCACCACUCAGAGAGCCAUUAAGGUCUUUAACAGAGAUUAGCCAAGACACCAGUAGGAUACUACAAGGAAAAAAUGGCAGCAGCAAUGAUGGUAUUUCAUCUCACCCCUCUGAAAAUAUCUUGAACAGAAACAAUAGAGAAUCAAGCUCGCUUACCAAUAUAAAGAGAGCAAGUACAGAUGUAGAAGUAAUAACUCCUAGAAGCCCCAUGGGCAAAGAAAACAUGGUCACAUUUAGCAAUACUCUUCCCAGAGUUCAUACUCCUUCAUUCGAAGAUCCAGUUAGGAGAAAUGCUACAAUCCAUGCUUCAAUGGAUUCAGCUCGGUCAAAGCAACUUCUUUCUCAAUGGAAGACUAAAAAUGAAAGUCGGAAGCUUUCUUUGCAGGUAAUUGAGACAGAGUCUGGUCUUUCUCCACAAAGAGUGAUAGAAAUGAGAUCAAGCUCUGAGCCUGUUAGGGUUGGUGUUAAUGGAGACCAUAUUGGCUCGGGCAACCCAUACAUUAAAUUACAGACUGGCAGUGUGCCAGGUUGUAACAAUACAGGUAUUCCUGGUGGGCCCAGAGUGUCUAUACAAUCACGUCCUGGGUCUUCUCAGUUGGUGCAUAUUCCAGAGGAAACCCAUGAGAAUAUUAUAUCCACUUCACCCAAAUGCAGUUCUGCUAGAUCAAAGUGGCUCAAGGUGGCAGAGAAAAGUGUUUCCUGUAGAAGUAAUAGUCAACCAAGGAUUAUGCAGGUCAUAGCUAUGUCAAAACAGCAAGGGAUGCUGCAGGGUAGCCCCAAAGGCUCAGAAGGAAGUACAGUUAGUUGCACUGGAUCCAUCAGAUACAAGGCUCUGACAGAACAUGAACCCACAAAUAUAGUAAGGAUUGAGGCCCAUCCUGAAAACAACAGGCCGAUUAUCCAGAUGCCAUUAGAAGGAGAAGGGAGUGGAUCCUGGAAAUGGAAAGCUCCUGAAAAAGGAACGUUGCGUCAAGCUUAUGAGCUGAAUGAUCUCAACAGAGACUCAGAAAGCUGUGAGUCAUUAAAAGACACUUUUGGGACUACAGAAAGAAAAAGAAGCAACAUUGAUAAUGACCACCUCCUUCAUGGAAUAACCACGAUACGGGUGACACCAGUAGAGGGCAGUGAAAUUGGCUCAGAGACUGUAUCUAUUUCAUCAAGCCGUGACUCUACUCUAAGAAGAAAGACUAACAUUAUCUUAAUCCCAGAGAGGAGUAACAGUCCCGAAAGCACUCGGAAUAUCUUCUACAAAGGAACAUCACCAACACGUACCUACAAAGAAUGAAAACAAUAUUCUGUUUCCAUUGGUUUCUACCAGAAACAGUUUUACUUUCAUACAGCUUGUGCUCUUAUUAGUUUGGAAAUGAAGCAGAAAACAACCUUAAAUGUGCCAAAAUUAGACAUGGUCAGAUGGUUUGCAGUUUUAUUUACCAGUAUGGACAAUUGAACAUUACAAACUUGUGCAGAAUGGGACUGAAUAAAAGCACAAUGCAAAGAAUUUUAACUAAUGCGAAUAACACAAAAAAGGCAUCAUACAAUCAGUUUCUUUAAGCAAAAGUGACUGAAAGGAAAAAAAGAGAUACUGUUAGGAACAAAGGAACUUAGACACUUUAUUUGAUGAAUGUGCCAACUCCGACAUUUCCUCCUCCUUAAACUAUAAAAUUACGAGUUCCACCUAAAAAAAAAUAGGAAAAAUGUAUUCAAUGUAAAAUAUUUACAUUUGCAGAUUAUGCACAUAUGAAGAGGUGAUGCUUGGUCCAAAUCUAAACAACAUAUCUGCACAAGCACAUAAUACUUUAUGAUGUAGUCGUUUUUUCAACAGUCCAGUUGCUUCUGCUAGGACAAUAGUGACUGCCCUUGUACAGAUUAUAACAUUCAGCUCUGUUAUUGUGAAAUAAUUGCACUUGACUUGCCAGAAUUUAGUGCAGAUCUGUCCUCACAGUCUACUUUGACAAAGUGUGGGUGUAAUUCACUUACAAUGAUAUAACUGUUUCAUUUUGUUAGUUAGUACUUCUGUAAUUUGCUCAUUAUUUUGUUCUAACUAAAAGUGCAGAUUGUACUAAAGAAAAGGUGCUCAAGUGGUGGGGGCAUCCUUGAUUAGUGGAUGUCUCGUCCACCUUUUCAUGAUUGUUCUUUUUUCAUAAUUCCAUUAACACUGAACAGGGUUUAAUGUGUGUUAGAGUAGAUAUGGCUACAGGUCUAUUGGGUACUAAAAAUGAUUAUGUACAACACUGCCAGGACCAAAAAAGAAAUGUGAAGAUGUGAAGAUGUGAUUUUAUUUUCCGUACAAAGUUUUUAUUGAGAAAUAUGGCAUGAUAUAUAACGAAAAUGGUGGCACAGCCAUUAUGAUCAGAGGAUUAUAGGAAACAUACAGAAGUUUUAAUGAAGAAUAGUUUUUAAUCCAUAGAAUAUAUGAGACUGGAGCAACUUUAUAGGUUGGCAGUCUGAGUUUAGUGGUUUGGAUCAUAUUUAGAUCCCAAUAGAAAGUCAAAUGAGAUAUGUUUUUAACAGAAUGAAGAAAUAUUUUAUCUAAUAAGAUUUUCAUUUUUUUAAAUAUGUUUGUGUUUCAAUCAACUUGUUACAUAGACUACAUUUGUAUUGUGGAUGCCUCUUGAUAAGGCAUCUUUGGCACUUACUUUCAAAAAAAUAAAAUCUUUACUGAUGUCA
This is a messenger RNA of Rana temporaria (common frog), 4056 nucleotides long. It is a transcript of the gene PLPPR4, whose product is annotated as phospholipid phosphatase related 4. Gene Ontology annotation, biological process: signal transduction; axonogenesis; phospholipid metabolic process. Gene Ontology annotation, molecular function: phosphatidate phosphatase activity. The transcript is spliced from 7 exons. The record is from RefSeq and is a predicted model, not a curated record. Bases 509 to 2674 code for a protein of 721 amino acids. NCBI's taxonomy places the organism in Eukaryota, Metazoa, Chordata, Amphibia, Anura, Ranidae.